CCCUCUUUCUCUCUCCUGGGAAAAUGCUCGAAGCCUAGAAAGAAGUCUCGAAAUCAGUUCUGAGAGAGUAUCUAUCGUCUCCUCCACAUCUCAUCCAUUUUUAGGGUUUCCUCAAAUCCCCACCAUCCAUGGCGGAAGUGAUCAGCAUGCCGCUCGACUCUCUGGACCGCCGUCGAGACCGCAAGGACGACAACAAGUCCGCCGACGACCCCGAAUCGUCUCCUCCACCUCCACCGCCGCCGCCUCCUCCUCCGCCGCUGCCGAGGCGUCGAGACAGGGAUUCCAGGGAGAGGCGUGACGACAGGGACCUCGACCGCCCUCCCAACCGCCGCGGCGGAGAUUAUUACGAUCGCAACCGCUCCUCACCUCCGCCGCCGCCGAGGGAGAGGGAUUACAAGCGUCGUGCUAGCCCUAGCCCCCCUCCGCCUUAUCGCGACCGCCGUCAUUCUCCGCCACGGAGGUCACCUCCACUUCCGCCGUUCAAGCGGUCUCGGAGGGAUGAUGGUGGGUACGAUGGGAGGCGUGGAAGCCCUAGAGGUGGUUAUGGCCCUGGUGAUAGAAGGUUUGGAUAUGAUUAUCCAUAUGAACGUGAUAUGGGCGGCAGGCCUGGUUAUGCUGAUGAAAGGCCUCAUGGUCGGUACAUGGGUCGUUCAUCUGCUGGUUAUCAAACUGGUUCAUCUGACUGGGAUUCAGGUCGUGGUGGUUUCAAUGAUGCCUCCAAUGCAGGGAGUUCUCAGAGAGAAGGUUUGAUGUCUUAUAAGCAGUUCAUUCAGGAGCUUGAAGAUGACAUUCUACCAGCAGAAGCUGAGCGCAGAUAUCAGGAAUACAAGUCAGAGUACAUAUCGACUCAGAAACGAGCUUUUUUUGAUGCUCACAAAGAUGAACAAUGGUUGAAAGACAAAUAUCAUCCCACAAAUUUACUUGCUGUGAUAGAAAGGAGGAAUGAGCUUGCACGAAAGAUGGCAAAGGAUUUCUUGCUUGAUUUGCAGAGUGGAGCAUUGGAUUUAGGUCCUGGUGUUGAUGCUUCAUCUUCAACCAAAUCAGGACAGACAAGUGAUCCUAACUCUGAGGAUGAAGCAGACAUAAGUGGGAAAAGAAAACGGCAUGGUAAGGCCCCAGCUAAAGAAACUGAUCUUCUUUCAGCUGCUCCCAAGGCUCACCCAGUCAGCUCUGAACCCAGACGGAUCCAAGUUGACAUUGAACAGGGCCAGGCCCUUGUUCGAAAACUUGACUCUGAAAAGGGAAUUGAGGACAAUAUACUAUCUAGGGUUGAUAAUGACAGAAUGAACAGGGACAAGUCUCAUGGUGGUUCCAGUGGCCCGGUUAUUAUUGUACGGGGUUUAGCCUCUGUCAAAGGCCUUGAGGGUGUUGAGCUACUGGAUACCCUUAUUACUUAUCUUUGGCGCAUUCAUGGAGUGGAUUACUAUGGAUUGGUCGAAACAAGUGAACCAAAGGGUCUCCGGCAUGUCAGGUUAGAUGGCAAGAGUUCUGAUGGGCCUAGUAAUGGGGCCGAGUGGGAAAAGAAACUAGACUCUCGUUGGCAAGAGAGGUUGAAGGGUCAUGAUCCGUUGGAAAUAAUGACUGCUAAGGAAAAGAUAGAUGCGACUGCUGUUGAAGCUUUAGACCCCUAUGUCCGAAAAAUUAGAGAUGAGAAAUAUGGGUGGAAGUAUGGUUGUGGAGCCAAGGGUUGCACAAAGCUAUUCCAUGCUGCUGAGUUUGUCCAUAAGCAUUUAAAGCUGAAGCACCCAGAACUUGUGAUGGAGCUAACUUCUAAAGUGCGUGAAGAUCUGUAUUUCCAGAACUACAUGGAUGAUGCAGAUGCACCUGGUGGGACUCCUGUUAUGCAGCCUUCUGUACCGAAGGAGAAGAUACAGAGGCGUAGGCCAGGUCCAGAUAACCGACUGAAAGAUGAACGUGGCAACCGUAGAGAACGUGACAAUCGAGAUAAUGGCAGUGAAAGAUUUGAUAGGUCUGAGAAGCCACAGUCAUUGGAUUUCCAGUCCAAUAAUGAUGGUCCAGUUGGAGGCAAUCCAGAUGAACUAAUGUUUGAUUCUUUUGGUGGACAAGGAAUUCAUGUUGCUCCUCCUUUUCCUUCAGAUAUAGCCCCCCCUCCUGUACUUAUGCCUGUUCCUGGGGCUGGACCAUUGGGACCAUUUGUCCCAGCUCCUCCUGAAGUUGCAAUGCGGAUGCUGCGAGAGCAAGGUGGACCUUCCCCUUUUGAAGGCGGUGGUAGAAAUGGGCGGUCAGGGCCUCAAAUGAGUGGGCCAGCCCCAAUCAUUGCUUUACCUCCAGCAUUCCGACAAGAUCCUCGACGUUUACGAAGUUAUCAAGACCUUGAUGCGCCAGAGGAUGAAGUCACGGUGAUAGACUACAGAAGUUUGUAGGCCUCUCAAGUGUAUCUCUGGCAUUAAAAUUUUAUCCAACUGGCUUGCUUGUCUUGGGGCGAACAACUGUGCUGUAAUUUUGCCAGAGUUGUCCAGUAGUAGAAGCAGAGACAACCUCCAUUUCCAUUGUGCCAUAAAUCCAAGAGGGUGAACUAAACUGCGUGCUAGUGGUGGUGUUUCUCAUGAUUCUUUUUAUGUUUCCAAUGUAGGUAAUGCUUCAAAUUCUGAUAAUAUAAGAGAAAGGCUCUACAGUGAAUUAGUGGGAGUUUUUUAAACAAUUAUGACUUGCUAGUGCUAUAAAAUUGACCUCCUUCUGGACAUUAUUAGUUUCAGAUAGCUGUGUUGUGUGUUUGUUUCCCUUUGCCACAUCUCCAAUAAUAAAAGUGGACAAAGAGUUGUGAGCAUCCUCUGCAAUCUGUUAUUUUUAAGGCGUGGAACUGUGGUAUGUCCUCUUUUGCAGAUGAUGCCUUUUAAUUUGGCAAUUGAAGUUUGAUAAUUUAUUUAUGGAUUGAGGCA
Molecule: messenger RNA, 2900 nt
Organism: Camellia sinensis
Lineage: Eukaryota; Viridiplantae; Streptophyta; Magnoliopsida; Ericales; Theaceae
Product: serrate RNA effector molecule
Biological process (GO): primary miRNA processing; mRNA processing
Cellular component (GO): nuclear body
Source: RefSeq, a predicted model, not a curated record